This is a messenger RNA of Cokeromyces recurvatus, 2897 nucleotides long. RefSeq lists its product as uncharacterized. Gene Ontology annotation, biological process: mRNA catabolic process. The record is from RefSeq and is a predicted model, not a curated record. The transcript has 2 exons. NCBI's taxonomy places the organism in Eukaryota, Fungi, Mucoromycota, Mucoromycetes, Mucorales, Mucoraceae. Gene Ontology annotation, molecular function: 3'-5'-RNA exonuclease activity; RNA binding. Gene Ontology annotation, cellular component: exosome (RNase complex); P-body. Bases 92 to 2836 code for a protein of 914 amino acids.
CUUAUAUAAUAAAAGUCACAACAAGGGUCCAUAUUUUCAAUUCAUGCUCUUUUAUUUUUAAAUAUCUUUUUUUUUUCUCUUUACUUACACUAUGUUUAGAAUCAUAGGGAAGCAAAGUAUACGCAGCUUUGCAUUAUGUAGACAAUUUCCUCGACUUUUUAAGCAUCAUGUUCAUGUCAAUACACCUAUUAAAACUAUUUCACCUAUUAUGAUUGAUAAAAGUCAGGGUGAAUUAGAUUUAGAUGGAUCACUUGUAGAUAUUUUACCUGCAACUAAAUCAAGUAAUGAGCGACUUGUACAAUUACCCUUAAUUGACAUUGGAGAUUAUGUUGAAGCAUUUAGAAAUGGACAAUAUAGCGGUAUGGUAGUUGGACAAAAGAAAUCAAGUGGUGGACUUCAACAGUUGACACUUCUAUUACGAAAUGGGAAAACAUUUAAUCUUAGAAGUGAUAGUGUAGCCUUCUGUAUAAAGGAUUUUAUCAAAUCAGAACAGAUAUCAAAUAUAGUAAAUGAAUCUAUCGAUUUAGCAAACGUAGAUGCAAAUGGACUCUUACAGCAUAUUCCCGCUAGUUUUACUCGAGCUAUACAACAUUAUCAACGUACUUUAUCCCUGAAUAAAGGCUUAGCUCAUCAAGAUCUUAAACAACUUUAUAAGCAUUUUAUAGACAAAAAGACUCAAAUUACAUUAAAUGAAUUAACUUCGUAUGCUUUCAAAACUAAAACACCGACACCCUUACAACGUCAUAUCACUUUCUUACAUCUGGUAGCUGAUAAUACACAAUUUAUUCCAAGUCCUAAUGUUCGUGGUUCAGAUAUUUGGACCUUACGUCCUCAAGCAGAAUGUGAAAGAAUCAAUCAAGUAAUUGAAUCUAUUCGUACAAAGGAUCCAGCUUAUACAGACUUUUUAUCGCACAUGCGUUCCUUAAUAUCAUUCUAUAAUGCUCAUGCAGACCCUAUCCUAGGCACAUUCUCACAGACAGCAUUAGAGAUGGUUCCAACAAUGACUUCAAAAAUUACAUCAACAGAUAAAAUCUAUAUAAACUUCAUUGUUAACUGGAUUCGAUCACCCAAGGUCGUUGUAGAUUCACCUUACGAAGUAUUUGUGCCUACUAUUUUGAAGGCUUUAAAAUGUUAUGAUGACCUCUUUUUUGAUCGUUCAUUAGCUAUUCGAUUUUUAAAGGAAAUAGGUAUGUUUAAACCAUGGGACAAUGUGAGUCUACUCGAAAAUGCAUCUGUUGCUCGUGAAUUCUUCUGGUCAAAGGAGGCUCUAGAAAGUGAUAAAAAGAUGGAAGAAUUCAAGACAGCAUUUUUGUCGAGUCAUACAGAUCAUGAUAAAUAUGCUUCUAUUCGUCAUGAUUUUGGAGAUUUACCUGUUUAUACAAUUGAUGACCCCUCUGCAAAAGAAAUUGAUGAUGGCGUAUCUAUUGAACAUAUACCUGGAGAUGAUCAUUCAGUUUGGAUGCAUGUCCAUAUUGCCGAUCCUACUACAUAUAUUUCCCCUACUCAUGGACUCUCUCAAUUAAUGAAACAGAAGGUGCAGACACUUUAUUUACCCGAAUGUCAUUUUCCUAUGCUCUCUGAAGAAUUAUCAUCAAAGAAAUUCAGUUUAGGCUCUACAGCAUUUAAAAAUCAAGACGGCUCACAGUAUGCAAUGUCAUUUAGUACUCGUAUAGAUAAAAAUGGUAACCUGUUAGACUACAAAGUACAACCUAGUCUUGUAAAGAAUGUGAUAAAGGUCUAUUACGAUGAUCUAGAUCAGUUAUUAGAACCUAUUGCUCAUAUCCCUAAGGAUCCGCUAGUCAAAUUUGGUAAAGUAUUUUCUUAUCCAUCAAGUGAUAUCUUUGACGAAAGGGAUGCCGAAAAUCUUGAGAAUAAAAUAACGAUACCGGAAAAUGCAAAAAAGGACUUGAUUGAUAUCUAUCAUUGGGCUAAUAAGCACACGCAGUUACGUAUCAAACAAGGUGCAAUUUUAUUUAGUAAGCCAAAUCCAGUGAUAGAGACAUUGCCUGAAUUGCUUGAAUUACCUUCAACACAGUUCUCUUCACCGCACUACGUCUCUCAUCUACCUGCAGUUCGUAUAAAACUUGACAAAUUUAGUUAUUCACCAGCACGACAAAUGGUAGCAGAAACGAUGAUUAUGGGUGGCCGUAUCGCAAGUCGAUUCGCUGCAGAAUCAAAAGUUCCUAUUCCCUUUCGUACACAAAAUUGGAAUCCAAGAGCAUCAGCUACAGAUUUGCGUCUGCGAUCAGAGUUAUUAGCUUGUCGUGAACCCACGAUGGGUAUGGUUCAGAUGAAAGAUAUGGUACAUUAUAUGUCUAUCUUACCUCCCACAACUGUGACUACUCAAGCUGGUUUGCCUCAUGUAGUCAUGGGAAUUCAAGACGGUUAUACACGAGCUACUUCACCAUUACGUCGAUAUCUUGAUAUGGUAGUCCAUUGGCAACUAAAAUCACGUCUUUUAGGUCAUUCAAGACUACCGUUUAGUGAAAAACAAAUACAAUUGCUUGGAACUCAGAUUAUGGCACGCGAGAAACAACUAUCAUUGUUGCAAAAUAAAAGUAUCCAGUUCUGGGUAGUUAGCUUAUUAGAUCGCUUAAGGUCAAAUGGAUUAACAAAUACUAUGGAAUGGAACUGUCUUAUUAAUUUACCGAAUUAUGUUGCAAAGACUGAAUUGGGGGGUGCAAUGGAAGUGACGACUGGAACUAUACUCGAAUUAGGUAUUCCAGGACGUAUUGAAAAAUUGCAUAGAAAUGUUGAAGUGGGUGAAGUUGUUAAAGUUAGAAUAUCCAGUUUAGAACCUUUAUUAGGAAGAAUUAACUUGGAGCUAAUUUCUUAAAAAUAUAUGUAUAUGUAUACAAAUGCAAAUGAGUAAAUUGUAAAUGUAAAGUCAAUAUAUG